AGUCACUCCAAAUCGUAAUGUCAAACAGUGAAUUUCUAUGGGCAGGCAGCGGCCAAGUCUUGGAGAGCUGAUCUCCUCAGAGAGGUGCCGCGUUAGCUGAAAUUCUGCAAACGAUUUGGUUCUUAUAUUUUUUUCAAAGGCAGAGCGUGCCUUUCUGUGGCAAAAAAUGGCAGUCGAAUGCAGUCGAUAUUUCUCGAUCAUGUCUUCUUUCACUCCUCCGAGAUGCAUCCUCUUGAUUGCAGCUGCCAUGUUUGAGCCUUCAGCUCAAGCCUGAGGGCGGCACACAAGGCAUUCCUCCUCGAUGAUCGCACCGGAAACACCUCCACGGAGUUCAUUUGUGAGCAUCGAGGUUUUGGUCAAACCCACGCGCUCUGAUUUUGCGUUCUACAUUGUUGAGCUCCGCAUAGAGUCUUGUAGAAGACCUCAUUGGCGUUUCCAAGUUCUCGCGUCGACAAUCUGGUUUGCGAUGGAUUUUUUUUUAGUCCUGAUGGUGCAAACCAGGCUUUCCAUUUUCCUCUGCCUUCCACCUGGGGUGGCCAGCUGCAUACUUCUCGCCAGCUGCAUACUUCUCACAGCUGGGCCCGGAAGUCUUCAUCGCCAUCAUCAACUUGCUUUUGAUCAUCUCCAGUCAAUCGUAGUCUUCUCGCCAUCAUGGCGUCAACAAGGCUGGGCCUGCCUCAGCCUCUUGGCUUUCCUUGCUGAAGGCUCACACCUUCAACCUUGGGCUCAUAACCUGCAAAGGCAGAGUGCGCCUUUUCUUAGACAAAAAGUGGCUUCAAAGUGUCCACCGCGUGUUUCCACUGUCUCAUGGUACAGUUCGCAUAGUUUUGUGCAGCGCUGCUCAUCUAGCACUUUCAACUUUUAUUAACAUUUUUUAGCAAUCCAAAGACGAGACCGCCAUACUGGCACAAUGGUCAAAGUCGAUCAAAAUCGCCCUAUAUAUAUAUAUAUUUGCAUGCUUGGGGUCUUGAGACGGAUUGACUCGAUAGAAGAAACAAGAGAAAGCCAUGGAGAAUACGUAGGUGGUGCAGAGCAGACUCUGGUUGCUUUGAAAUUUUAGGCUGCCAGCAGACUACAUUGACAAGAUGUUUCCAGAGAAAGACCCACCAAAGCCGGAGCGCAAGGCUCCAGUGUUUUUGAACGAGUUGCUCACUCCGCCUGACCCUCCGAAAUCCUCAGGUUCGAGACCCUCCACGGCUUCCACAGGCUUUCCUGGAUGGGGCUCGAGUCAGGAUCCUGCAGUGUUGGCUGCCAUGAUGGUGCAGGCUGCAAUGAUGAAGAGCUCACCUCCAGUUCCUCCCAUGGCGGGAACCAUGCCCUAUGCGGGACAGAUGCCACCGGCUUGUUUCAGACCGCCUUUUGGGCAAGUUCCUGCCGACGCCUAUCCUGCAACACUGCAGACACCAAAGAGUGAUGCAAGCGAGGAGAAGGGCCCGCCGCAAGCUGCCUUGAAGGUCGGGCUCGGAGAGAGCUUGCCGCCGAUGAGACCACCCAAACCUUCGAUCCAGGCUCAACGCACGUCCAAUGCUCAUUCGAUUAGUACGAGGGAGCGGGGCUCUGAAGUUCCGCCUUUUGUGAUGCUGCUAGAAGGCUUCUGCGAGCGGAUGCUUUAUGAUCGGCCAAGGCAAGUCACGCAGAGCACCACAACAUCAAGGAGGUGAAUCACUCCUUUUGACCGGCCGGCAUGGGGAGUGCUAGUCUCACACUGCAACUGUGUGAAAAGACAAAAGAUGGCAGACCAUUGCAAUCCCACCAGCAUUUUGCCAUGGUUGGCACCCCUUUGACAAUCCAUGCUGACAUAUAGACGACUUGUAUCCAUUGAUUAACAUGAUUAGUGCU
This is a messenger RNA of Durusdinium trenchii, 1839 nucleotides long. The record is from the annotation of a GenBank genome assembly. Lineage: Eukaryota; Dinophyceae; Suessiales; Symbiodiniaceae.